Molecule: messenger RNA, 5575 nt
Organism: Cyanistes caeruleus (blue tit)
Lineage: Eukaryota; Metazoa; Chordata; Aves; Passeriformes; Paridae
Source: RefSeq, a predicted model, not a curated record
UGUUUGAAUGUGACAUGCCUGUGCAGCCUGUGACAUGAGCUGAUGUGACCGAGCCGGUGCUGCUUCCUCUGUGAGUUGCCACUUCACUUCCUGCAAUGCGUGGGUUCACCUGGGUUUGCCGAGGCCACUGCGGAGGGCUUCACAGGAUUGGACCUGGGUGUUGCUUAUGUCCUUGUGUGUUUCCUGCUGUCCUUGUACUCUUUCUUUGAUCACAUCACUCACCAGUUUUGUGGAAGGUGAAAUCUACUCUGUAUCUUGGAUUCCAGCUGUGAGAAACGUCCUUGGUAAUCCUGGGUUGCUCCAGAUGGUAAAAUCUGCAGUCCUACAUCAUUGCAGUAAGAUGAAAUACAUUUCAGUGGCUUGCCUUUUAUCCUAACACUUCUAAAACAUUUUUAUACGUGAUCUUUUCAAAGCUACUUUGGGGGAUUUCCACUCCCUUGCUGUUUUAAAAUGCUCGUACUUCUGUGUUAACCACAAAGCUCACGCUGGUACACUCUGUCUCUGUCUCUCUCUCCUUUUCUCCCCAUCGAGGACCAGCUACAAUUUCCAGACAGAAUUAAUACAGCCAAAAACUUGCACAUAAUGAAGUAAAAUAAGAGUUUACUGCUAGAAAUGAAUGAUCAACAAGAAAAAGAAAGGUGUCAAAUGAAGAGGCUUCAACUCCUGUAGCACCUAAACUGAAGCUGGCACCACGUUUCCCUCUGAAACCUGUCUCCCCCCUGCAGAUGAGAGCCCUCCUGCCAGCAGCAGCCUGCUGCACGCAGUAGCUGAGGCAGAGUCGCUGCCAGGGAAUAUUUGAAGAGCUUCUCCUUGUGUCUGCUUCGCUUCCCAGUGCAGCUCCCAUGGCCUGUGACGAACCCGCUGCUCUCUUGGGCAUCUUCACGCGCCAGAACUCCUCCAGCACCAGCUCUUUGGACUUUGAGCCCGACGCCGACUACAAGUUUGUGGAAAGCCUGGAGGAGCGGUACAAGUGCGCCUACUGCCACCUGGUCCUGCGCAAUCCCCACCAGACGGGAUGCGGGCACCGCUUCUGCCAGCAGUGCAUUCUUGCUCUGAGAGAGUUAAAUGCAGUACCCACCUGUCCUGUCGACAAAGAAACAAUAAAAAUGCAUGAGGUAUUCAAAGACAACUGCUGUAAAAGAGAAGUUCUCAACUUGCAUGUGUUCUGCAAAAACUUCCCUGACUGCAAUUCAAAAAUAAUUCUGGGACGGUAUCAGGAGCAUCUGCAGCAGUGUUUGUUUGAAAGCAUGCAAUGCACUAAUGAUGGGUGUCGGGAUCAAAUUCUUCGCAAAGACUUGAAAGAGCACUUGAGCCAGCACUGUAAAUUCCGGGAAGAGAGGUGCCAGUACUGUAACACAUAUGUGGUGUUAAUUAACAUAAAGAACCAUGAGCAAAAUGACUGUCCUGAUUAUCCUGUGCCUUGUCUCCAAAACUGUUCACAAAUAAUUCUGAAAAAAGAGAUUGAAAAGCACCAUGCUGUGUGUCCCGAGGCAGAAGUGGACUGUCCAUAUAAGCAGUACGGCUGUCAUGUAAAGGUUAAAAGAGGGAAACUUGCUGAACAUGAAAACAGUGCCCUGAGGGAACACAUGCUGCAGAUUUUAGACAAGAACUCCCGACUGGAAGAACAGAUAUCUGACCUGUAUAAGAGCCUGGAAUGUAAAGAGAUUAAAAUCCAGCAGCUAGCAGAUGCCAUUAAGAAGUGUGAGAAAGAAUUCAGACAGUAUACACAAUUGUUUGGUAACAAUAGCAACUUGAUGGUAAGCACUCAGGCUCUGGCUAGUCACCUGGAUAAGUCUGCACGCCUGGAAUCACAAGUGAAACAGCUAAUACAGAUGGCAAACCAGCAGCAAAGUAAAUUAGACCUGCGGCCCCUGUUUGACACGAUUGAAAACAUGAAACAGAAGAUUGCCCUGAUGGAGACGUAUGACCAGCGUAUGGGUAUGUUGGCACUUUCCUGCACAGUUGUUUUGGAAGAUCAGUCCAGCAAACAUGAUCUCCAGAUCAAUAUUCACAAAGCACAGCUCAAUAAAAAUGAAGAACGAUUUAAGCUUUUGGAAGGCACGUGCUACAAUGGGAAGUUAAUCUGGAAAAUCACAGACUACAAGAUGAAGAAGAAAGAGGCAGUGGAGGGCCGUGUGCUGUCCAUAGCCAGCCAGCCCUUCUACACCAGCCGCUGUGGGUACAGGUUGUGUGCGAGAGCCUACCUGAACGGGGACGGCUCGGGAAAGGGAACGCACAUCUCCCUCUACUUCGUGGUCAUGAGGGGCGAGUUUGACUCACUGCUGCUGUGGCCUUUCAAGCAGAAGGUUACACUUAUGCUUUUGGACCAAAGUGGGAAAAAAAAUCACAUUGUGGAAGUCUUUAGAGCUGACCCCAACAGCAGCAGUUUCAAAAGGCCAGAUGGAGAAAUGAAUAUUGCUUCCGGCUGUCCGCGCUUCGUGCCACACACCGUCCUGGAGAACACAAAGAACACCUACAUCAGAGAUGACACCCUCUUUUUGAAAGUGGUCGUGGAUCUAACUGAUCUGGAGGAACUGUGAAAAGCGUGCCCAAUCGGUGUGACUGCUGUAAGCAUGAGGAACUGCUUUUGUGGUGAACACCAGCCAUGCAAUAGCAAACUGCCACCAGUCAAGCUACUUGAGAACAUUUCAUGGCUUUGGACUACAGGACAGAUAAUGAAUUGCCAAUCAGCCUCUCCUUUUCUACCCAUUUUUUUUCAAGACUGCAUUUUUAAGACAGUUAGAAGUCCAGGCUGGUGCAAGCAUGCAUUCUAUCCAGAUUGGUUCAGUCCAGGCUGGGGAGAAUGCUUGGCUCCCAUCACCAGACUGGUGUUUGGAAAUGAACCUCCUUCAGUAAACUCCCUGGAGCCCAGGCAGGCCUGUGGGCUCCUCUCCCUCACACAGAAGUGAAGCCAUGCCCAAACAUGCAAGUGCAUUUCAUCUGUCUGCAAUGGAAACAUUUUGACAUUAGCAAAUUUGAGUCAAUGUGUCUUGAUCCCUCCAUCUCUUGGAUUUUUGAAGCAGGGAUAAAGGCUUCAGUUAGGCAGAGAAAACAUUUGCCAAGUAUCUUGCAUCUUUUUUAUUUGUUUGAAUUGUGUUCUUCCAGAAAGCCCAGAGGAAGGAGCCAAUGCCUCUUACUUUUUUAGCCUGUUUUUUCAGCUGUACAGAGUACUCCCAGGUCACAACAGCUUUCUUGUGUCCUUUCCAUUCCUGCCUAGUGCCUUGGGACUGGUUUCCAUUGGUGGUAAACAUCCACAGUCCCCAUCUGAAGCCAAAAGCUGCAGGUGCUUCUCACCUCUCAGGACGUGGCCAGAGGCAGGGCACUCGGCCAGCCUGCCAGCUCCUGGCUGUGCUGCUGGAAGAGCAGCAAAACUCCUGUUCUUUUGCUGCCACAUCUGUGAAAAAGAGAUCUUUUCUGGCCUUACCAGCUCUAAAAAAGGCAGGAAGAGUUUGGGGAAUAGCUCACGUAACAUGCACUUUUCCUCUCUCCUAGAAGCUUGGCGAAGAAGGAGGAAAAUGGAUUAGGGAGUGAGGUUGCUGUAAGAACCCAAUUUUUACAAUCAAUGCAGCUUUAGUGUUUGUUAAAGGAUGACACAGCUGCUGACUGUGAUGUCUGAAGAUCUUAAUUUUUAUUCCAAGUUUCUUCCAUACUGCAAGGGAAUGUGUGCAUUGUGCAGGGCUUAUCUGGGACAUGCUAAAACCACCAAGAUCAGGCACUGAGGAACAAGUGACACAGAACACAGGUGCCUUUUUAAAGCCCUUUGGGUGCCUGUAAGAGGGAUGUAGUUUUGCAUACUCAUUUUGUUAUUACAAGUGGAAGAGUUUUACGUCUCUCAUCUCUCACAGGUCAGGUAGGGAAACACCAUGGCAUUAUCCAUUGCACCAAAGCUUAUCAAGAGACAGCAAGAAACUAAGCUGGUUUUAGAGUAAGAGUAAACUAGGCAGGAUAAAAAUCAAAACAGGGCACAGACUGAAAGGCAUAGAUAGAAAAUUCUGGAGGGCAAAUGUGUCAAACUGGAAGAUGCCCUUCCUGUGCAGGAUGUUGAUAACAAUCUAAAUAAUUCAAGGACUGAUACCAAAAUGAAGGCAAAAUACUUCAUUUUGUAUCUGCAAUCUUAUGGCUAGACAUUUACUUUUCCACAUGGUUUUCAGGACAUAAUUCAGACACAUGUAUUUUCUAACUCAGGUGGAGGGGAAGAGACUUUAGUAAUCUGUACCUCAUGGUGGGUUAGCACAUGUAAAAUCUUUGUUUUCAUCUAGAAGUCCUUUUUGGUUCACAAUGUCAAGAUUUACAGAGCCACCAUCAGAGCUGCUUUCCGUGUUCCCAGGGACAGAUUGUGAGGAACAAAUUUUAUUCUUGUGUACCACAACCAUUAACCUCCAGGGUCAUUUCAGCUGUAAAACAGAACAAACUAGAUGUAACACUUGGUUACAGAAAGAGCAGGCUUGUUUUGACAGGGGCAUGCCAUUCUGUGACAUCAACCAUGAGCCUGGAUUUCAUGUUGAUUUCUACUCUAAUAUUUGUCAUGUAACUUUCAAAGUGACACAACUUGCAUAAUAACCACUAAUAACUGAUGGGAAUGUACCAUCCGUGUGUCCUGGAGCUCUCCAGUACAUUGAGUGUUAAAUACAGAAAGUGAUAAAGAGCUCAGACAAGCAAAGGAGGCAAGAUGAAACGGAUAUGUGUGGUCUGUAUCCUGGCAAAUUCCCAGCCCUCUCCACCUCCACCACCCCAAAUGUAAAAUGGGGAUAAUAAUACUUGGAGAAGCAUUAGGGCUAUUUAAAUGUUUGUGAAGAAGUUUGACCAUGAAAAGAGCUAAGUAUUAUUAAAACUCCAUUUCUAAUUGUUAGAAUAGAUGGCAUUGUGAUGUGGGUAAGUGUUUAAUGUUUUCCUAGACAGAUUUUGGAAGCAUGUUUGGUUUUAGGCAGUUCAUACUGCAAUCUCUACCUACUGGUUGGGUUUAGGUUUUUGCCAUAAAUAUUCCUUUUAAAAUUCUGAAGCACAAAUUCAUCCUGGGUGAUGGAAACAUCCCUUUUGAAAUACUGCCUGUUUUAUAUAGAAUUAGUUGAGAAAAUUAAUUUUUUUAAAGACAACCCUCUUUAAAUUGGUUCUUUUUAGUACAGAAAUUAAGAGAUUUAUGUUAAAAUUUUCAGUGAUUUUUUUACUACUUGUAAACAGGGUCUUAAAUUUCAUCCCAUUUCUAAUAGAGAAAAACAUGUUGUAUAGCAUGAAUUGUUAGGAAGACUUUUGAUGUUGCAUGAAGAAUACCAAAAAACUUUUCAAUAAUACUGUACUGAGUAAGUAACCAAAAGAGCGUAGGGUAUUUCUACAUCAGCAUACCAUAUGUUUCUAAUGUAUUUAUUGAUAGUUUGUAGUUGUUUGAAUAGCUCCUACUACAAUAGAGGCAUUUUUCUAGCCAAAUGUCUUUACUGUGUACAUAAACUAAUGUAAGAAUAAAUAAUUUUAUCAUCCUUCUGGAGGGACUCUGGCCUAUAUUCCUUUUGGCUGGAUUGAAGCAGACUUGAGUACUGGGUAUUUAUUUACACUAAUUUUAAACAACACAACACAAAAAAAA